UCAAUAAAAAAUCACGUCAGCGGUGGAAAAGAUACGUCCGAAAGUAUUGACAUAGUGUCCUAAAUCUGAUAGCGGUAUAGAAAUACCUGGAUAUCAAUUAAUGUAUUUACGAUAAGUAUAUUAUUGCAAAAUGAUCUACAUUUGUAAGAAGUUUUUGAUAUGUUUACUUAUAGUGACGCUCCUGUACACAGUUUAUGGACACUCACAUUCUCACUCUCACGACGAUGAACCUCCAGCAUUUAAAUACAGCAAAAAGGCAAAUGAAAAGCCAGAAAUCAAAGAAAAUAUUCCUCAGGAAUCCAACUAUGAUUUAUAUGUGAGAGCUUUAAGUUCUACCCUAUUUAUCAGUAUUGUACCCUUCUUCAUUUUGUUCUUCAUACCAAUUGACGGUACUGUGGAAAAACAACCGCUAUUGAAAAUUUUGCUAUCUUUCGCUUCUGGUGGUCUAUUAGGCGAUGCCUUUUUACAUCUUAUACCACACGCUCUCAUGCCUGCUCAUGAUGGGGCAGAAGGACAUAGCCAUAGCCACAGCCACAGUCACUCCCAUGACGGUCAACAUGAACCCCAUGAUAUAACUGUUGGGUUGGGUGUCCUAGGAGGCAUUAUAACAUUUUUGGUUGUGGAAAAAGCUGUUCGCUUAUGUGGGGGACACGGUCACUCUCAUGGACCUGAUAAAAAGAAGUCUGAUGCUACAGCUAAGAAGUCACAGAAGAACAAGAAGGAAGAGAUUAAAAUAGCUGGAUAUCUUAAUCUUGCUGCUGACUUUACUCAUAACUUCACUGAUGGCCUGGCAAUCGGAGCUGCUUAUAUCGCUGGACAAAGCAUUGGAAUCAUUACAACAAUUACUAUUCUGUUGCAUGAAAUUCCUCAUGAAAUUGGUGAUUUUGCUAUCCUUGUACAAUCAGGAUGUUCUAGAAGGAAGGCCAUGAUGCUACAACUACUGACAGCAUUUGGAGCUAUUUCUGGAACCGUUUUGUCAAUAUAUCUACAAGGGACAGGAGAUGGCCUAGUAUCUUCACUCAUCCUUCCAUUUACAGCCGGUGGCUUCAUAUACAUAGCUACUGUAUCAGUGAUACCAGAACUCUUAGAAGGAUCGAACAAAUUGUCCCAAUCCAUUAAAGAAAUACUCGCACUAUUAGCUGGAGUAUACAUGAUGGUUAUAAUAGCACAAUAUGAAUAAUUCCCUUUUCUGUGUAAAUUGUACAUAAUUAAUAAUGAAUUCGUAGUAAAUAACAUUUAACAUCACAAACGAACAUUUAUUAAUUCCUCUUGAACAAUAUAUAUACUGAGCAUUUAAUACCAUGAUGUAAAUAUUUGUUGCUUAGGUUAAUAAUUGCUUAAAAAAAUAUUAAGUGAUAUUAUUAGCUGUCACUUAUAAUAAAAAUAAUAAUUUGAGCAAAACAACAAUACUAUGAUUUGUAUGAAAAUAAUAUUUAAGAUAAGUUUUACAGAAAUGAUUGUGAAAUGUAAAUUAAUGAAUAAAAAAACAUUUAUGAGAAUAAAA
Danaus plexippus (monarch butterfly) is the source of this 1504-nucleotide messenger RNA. RefSeq names its product protein catecholamines up (gene Catsup). Gene Ontology annotation, biological process: intracellular zinc ion homeostasis; zinc ion transmembrane transport. NCBI's taxonomy places the organism in Eukaryota, Metazoa, Arthropoda, Insecta, Lepidoptera, Nymphalidae. Gene Ontology annotation, cellular component: membrane. The record is from RefSeq and is a predicted model, not a curated record. Gene Ontology annotation, molecular function: zinc ion transmembrane transporter activity.